Brassica rapa (field mustard) is the source of this 2241-nucleotide messenger RNA. Its product is annotated as inactive LRR receptor-like serine/threonine-protein kinase BIR2. Gene Ontology annotation, molecular function: ATP binding; protein binding; protein kinase activity. Gene Ontology annotation, biological process: protein phosphorylation. NCBI's taxonomy places the organism in Eukaryota, Viridiplantae, Streptophyta, Magnoliopsida, Brassicales, Brassicaceae. The record is from RefSeq and is a predicted model, not a curated record.
AGUCUUUUUUUUCCCGGUCAUAGGAAUAAAAGAUGAACAAGAAAAUAAACACAAAAAGACAACAAAGUCGACGACUACUCUUCAACAUCUAAUCUCAAACCCUUUUGAGACGACCGUUCAACGCGUCUUGUCUCUCUGCAACUCCAUUGGCACAUACCAAACCCAAAAGACCUCUCAACACUUCUUCAUCCAUGGAGAAGAUCAUCCCAAACCUUCUUCCUUCAUCGAUCAUCAUCAUCCUCCUCCUCCUCUGUUCCUCUCCCCCCGCCAUGGCUGCCGACGAAGACGACAUAAGAUGCUUAAAAGGAAUCCAAACCUCCCUCACCGACCCUCAGGGCGCUCUCAGAUCAUGGAACUUCGCCAACACGACCCUCGGCUUCCUCUGCAACUUCGUCGGCGUCUCCUGCUGGAACAACCAAGAGAACAGAGUCAUCAACCUCGAGCUUCGAGACAUGGGCUUGUCCGGUCGGAUCCCAGAGUCCUUACAGUACUGCGGGAGCUUGCAGAAGCUCGAUCUAUCCACCAACCGCUUAUCCGGUAACAUCCCUCCACAGCUCUGUACUUGGCUACCGUUCUUGGUCUCUCUCGAUCUCUCCAACAAUGACUUAAACGGCGAGGUUCCCCCUAGUUUAGCUGAGUGUAGAUUCGUUAACUCUUUGGUUCUCUCUAAAAAUCGGUUAACCGGUCAAAUCCCGGUUCAGUUAUCCUCUCUUGGAAGGUUAGCAACGUUCUCCGUCUCCGACAACGACUUAACAGGUCGCAUCCCUUCUUUCUUCGCCUCCUCGGCUAAGUAUUCAUCCGAUGACUUUGCUGGAAAUAAAAGACUUUGCGGACGUCCUUUAUCCUCCACCUGUGGAGGGUUAAGCAAGAAGAAUCUUGCUAUAAUCGUUGCAGCUGGUGUGAUCGGUGCGGCUGCUUCGACGCUGUUAGCGUUUGGCGUUUGGUGGUAUUACUACCGUACGAGGAAGAGAAGGACUCUGAACGAAGAAGGAGUUAGCACCUUGGCGCGGAGGCUUAUCAGCCAUAAGCUGGUGCAAGUCUCUCUGUUCCAGAAGCCUCUGGUUAAGGUUAAGCUCGGUGACCUCAUGGCCGCGACCAACGGUUUCAGCUCGGAGAAUGUUAUUGUUACCACUAGGACCGGGACCACGUACAAGGCGGUUCUCCCCGAUGGGUCGGCGCUCGCGGUGAAGCAUUUGAGCGAGUGUAAGCUCGGGGAGAAGGAGUUUAGGUACGAGAUGAAUCGGCUUUGGGAGCUGCGGCACCCUAACUUGGCGCCGCUUCUUGGCUUCUGCGUCGUGGAGGAGGAGAGGCUUCUUGUUUAUAAGUACAUGUCGAACGGCACGCUGAUGAGUUUGCUGGAGGGUGAUGAGGAACUGGAUUGGUUAACUCGGUUUAGGAUCGGUUUGGGUGCGGCUAGGGGUUUGGCUUGGCUUCACCAUGGGUGUAGGCCUUCUAUACUCCACCAGAAUAUUUGUUCGAGUGUGAUUCUCGUUGAUGAAGAUUUUGAUGCGAGGAUUGUAGACUCAGGGCUUGCUAGGCUUAUGGUUCCUUUAGAUAAUAACGAGAGCAGUUUCAUGACUGGUGACUUGGGUGAGUUUGGUUAUGUAGCUCCAGAGUAUUCAACCACAAUGUUAGCUUCGUUAAAAGGUGAUGUGUAUGGACUUGGGGUUGUUCUCUUGGAGUUGGCGACAGGGGUGAAAGCUCUUGGUAAAGAAGGUUUUAAAGGGAGCUUGGUUGAUUGGGUGAAGCAUCUUGAGAGCUCCGGGAGACUCGUUGAUGUAAUUGAUGAAGAGAUUAAAGGGAAAGGGUGUGAUGAAGAGAUUAUUAAGUUUGUUGAGGUGGCUUGUAACUGUGUGGCUUCAAGGCCUAAAGAGAGAUGGUCUAUGUUUAAGGCGUAUCAGUCACUUAGAGCUAUGGCUGAGAAACAAGGCUAUUCGUUUACAGAACAAGAUGAAGAUUUCCCUUUGAUUUUCAAUACACAAGAGAAUGAAUGAGACAGUGUGAAGUUAAUAAAGCCUUAUGUGAAAACCUUAUCUUGAGGUAAUUAUUUGUGUAUAGCAUCUUGUACUACCUUCCUACUACCAAGUUAGAAGAUGCAUUAUUCCAUAAAGCUUCUAAAAAUGUAUUUGUAGACUUAUGUUAUUGUAAUAGAGAACAAAGUGUAUAUGCUAAGUGUCUUCCCUUGUGUCUUGUGUCUCUAAAAAGAUACUCCCUCUGUUCCAAAUAGAUGAUGUUACAUGA